AUGUGGAAUAUUUGUUUAAAACGUUUAUCAUUUGUAAUAUUUUCUCGACGAACAUUAUCAACAAAUAAUAAUACAAUUAUUGAUAAUGUUAUAAAAAAUUUAUCAUUAAAUUAUACGAAAGAAUUCGAUCAAUUAAAAACUAAUGAAAAUUCAAUUGAAAGAAUUCAAUAUCUUAAAACAAUUUUACAAACAAUGAAAAAACGUGAUAAAAUUUUACAAGAUAUUCAUGAAACAAAUAAACUUUCCAAUGAAAGUAACGAUGAUGAUGAUAUUUCUCAAAUGGCUACCGAUGAACUUGUUCGUUUAAAAAUAAAUUUAAACUCAAUUGAUAAUGAAAUUUUAGAUUAUGUUUUACCAAAAGAACCCGCUGAUAAUGAUGAUGCUGAAAUUGAAGUAGCAGCUGGUGUUGGUGGUCAAGAAGCAAUGUUAUUUGCUAAAGAAUUAUUUCAUAUGUAUGAAAACUAUGCUAGUUUUCGUAAAUGGUCAUUUGAAAUAGUUGAAUAUGAUCAAACAGAUAUUGGUGGUCUUCGUCAAGGAAAAGCAUUUUUAAAUGGUUUAGAUGUAUUUAAAAGUUUAAAAUAUGAAUGUGGAGUUCAUCGAGUACAACGUGUGCCACAAACAGAAAAAAGUGGAAGAAUUCAUACAAGUACAGUUAUGGUUGCUGUCUUACCUCAACCGAAAGAUAUUAAAAUUGAACUUCCGGCUAAAGAUUUAUUAGCUGAACCUAUUAGAGCGCGAGGUCCAGGUGGUCAACAUGUAAAUAAAAGUGAAUCAGGCUGUCGUUUAACACAUUUACCAACCGGAAUUAUAAUUGAACGACAAGAUGAUCGUUUUUUUAAUUCAAAUAAAAAUAUUGCAAUUAAAGCAAUGAAAAACAAACUUUAUCAAAUGCAAUAUGAUGAACAACAAGCACGAUUAUUAAGAACACGUAAACAACAAACAGGUACUGGUAAUCGAAAUGAAAAAAUUCGAACGUAUAAUAUUCAACAAAAUCGUAUAACAGAUGAACGUCUUGAUGAAAAUGCUCAUAAUGUUAAUGAAUUUCUUAAUGGUACACAUCGUUUACAUACGAUGAUUGAACAACUUAAACAACAAGAUAGAUUACAACGUUUAAUUGAAUUAACUGAUAAACCUUCGAAAUAA
Adineta steineri is the source of this 1143-nucleotide messenger RNA. The record is from the annotation of a GenBank genome assembly. Lineage: Eukaryota; Metazoa; Rotifera; Eurotatoria; Adinetida; Adinetidae.